UAGCAGACGCUAACCUUUAAAUCACAAAAAAAAAAACACAAAUAUGUCUAUAGAGAAAAGAAUUCACUUCUCUUUUGAUCUUAAUCAACCAGCGCAGGAGGAUGAAUAUAAUUUGAUGGUUGAACCAGCAAUAGUCGAAAGAAACAGAAGAGUGGCUGCUUUUUUAGCGAAUGUAUGGGAUCGCUAUUCAAAUGUUGAUUUAACACUGAAAUUAGCAUUACCAGAAAAUGAAUCUGACAACUUAGAAUAUGCUCCAAAAUUUUCAACUUCAUUGCCAGCAUACUUGUAUUCAAUAUCAGGUUCUGAUCUUGGUGGUACAGCCAAAGUUGAGCUACCAUCAAUGGUUGUAAGGGGAUGCACCAAUUGUCUGCAGCACCUGCUGGUUAUCAAAACUGACCAUAAAUGUCCAAUAUGUGCAAAAACUAUGUGCUGGUUGUUGCCUAAUUAAUUUUGAGGGAAUCCUGCAUAAAGAAUUAGGAAAAGCCAAAUUUCAUGUGUACUUUAUUAAAUUAUGUAGUUGAUAUCUUUAAAUUCUUAGAAGGGUCUUUUAUCGAUAUGGUGGCUUAUUUCUAUCUAUUGUAAUUUUAAUAGUUAUUUUAUUGUACUCUAUAUAUUUU
Molecule: messenger RNA, 617 nt
Organism: Trifolium pratense (red clover)
Lineage: Eukaryota; Viridiplantae; Streptophyta; Magnoliopsida; Fabales; Fabaceae
Exons: 2
Coding region: 44-448 (134 amino acids)
Source: RefSeq, a predicted model, not a curated record